AUGAACUUAAGUAAAUCUCUGCUAUAUUUUUUAAUAUACUGGUUAGUAUCAUAUCGCAUUAAGUUCACAGAAAGUACCGGCUUCGCAGCAAACCCAGCUGGAGGAGGUGGUUUCGGUACAGGUGGCGGUUCUGGAUUUCAACUAGUGCCAGUAGACAUCGUAUCCAGAAAAAGUACUAAUGAAAUAUAUUAUAAGCAUUAUGUGGAAUUGAACGCGGAGAAGUAUAUUUGUAGGCCAGGAUUUCGAAUAUCGCAAGUUUUAAUUAACGGGAACGCAAUCAAGGACUGCACUGAUAAAUGUCCCAAUAGAGCUAUUAUAUUAAAGGAUGCUAAUAAUGAGCCUAUACUUCGUCUACUGGCCCUGGGCGACGCCGACCCAGACGAACCAGACCCCUUUACCUUUACCUCAGUCGACUUAAAUUCCAGGAAGAGUACAGCUGAAGUGGAAUACAAGCAUUAUGCUGACUUGAAUGCAGAGAAGUAUGUGUGCAAGCCAGGAUUCCUAUUUUCUGAGAUUUUAGUGAAUGGCAAGCCCUUAAAGAGAUAUGAAGAAAAAUUCCCGAAUAGAGCUAUUAUAUUAAAGGAUGAGAAUAAUGAGCCGAUACUUAGGACGUUGGCUCCAGGAGACUACGACCCGGACGAGCCUGAACCUAUAAUCCUUACUAGUGUUGAUUUAAAUUCGAGGAAAAGUACCAACGAGGUCGAAUAUAUUUUCUAUGCGGAUUUAAACGUGGAGAAAUAUGUGUGUAGGCCAGGAUAUCUACUUUCGGAGAUUCAAGUAAACGGAAAGCCUAUUAAGACGUACACUGAGAAGUUUCCCAACAGAGCGUUUAUAUUGAAAAACGAAGCCAACGAGCCUAUUCUUCGGCUCUUAGCUCCUGGCGACGUUGACCCUGAUGAACCACCAGACUCUGUAGCAUCACAGACAAGCCUGCCAUGUCAGUCUGGAGUCGACGCAUCAGGGUUAAAGCUUGUAGCAGUGGACAUCAACGUCAAACUCAGUACAGAUGCAGUAGAAUACACAGUGUAUGAUCAUUUGAGCCUCGAGAAGUUCCAGUGUAAGCCAGGAAUUGCCAUUUCUGAAAUCCUAAUCAACGGGAAGUCAUUCAAACAGUUCACUGAAAAUUACCCCAACAGAGCAAUCAUCUUAAAGGAUGAAAAUGGCGAACCAACUCUGCGAGUGUUACGACCCGGCGAAUUUGACCCAGACGAGCCCAUUGACAAUAAGUUUAUAGCCGUGGACAUAAACGUGAAACAGAGCAAUGAGGGAAUCGAAUACACAGUGUAUGAACAUUUGAGCCUCGAGAAGUUCCAGUGUAAACAGGGUUAUCUUAUAUCUGAAAUAUUAAUCAACGGGAAGUCAUUCAAACAGUUCACAGAAGAUUUCCCGAACAGAGCAAUCAUCUUAAAGGAUGAAAAUGUGGACGUUAAAUAUAUUCAAGUAGACAUCAAUGUGAAGCAGAGUACAGAAGGAGUCGAUUAUAAAGUGUACGACGAACUGAGCGCAGAGAAGUUCGUAUGCAAAGAUGGCUAUCUGAUAUCAGCCAUCUUAAUUAACGGGAAUGUAUUUCAAGAGUACACUGAAGAUCACCCCAAUAGAGCACUAAUCAUAAGGCAGAAUAACGAGCCGAUACUCAGGGUAUUAAAACAAGGGGAAUAUGACCCCGACGAGCCAAUAGACCAAGUGCCUGGAGGAGCCGCAGGCAUACCAGGUAUAUCUGAUGCCAUGCCAUCAGCACUCCCGGCAGCACUGCAGCCGCAGCCCACACUAGGCGCGCCUGCAGGGAUCACUUACAUCACCAUUGACGUCACAAACUAUCAGAGCACCGAUCAGUACGACUAUCGCAAAUAUCCAAACAAUAUUCAAAAGUUCUUAUGUAAACCAGGGUUUUUAGUACAAACUGUUACACAUGGCGGCGACCCGGUGUGGAAGUACGAAAAGGGAGACUACCCUAACAGAGUUCUCAUACUGAAUGACCCCCAGGGCAACCCAUUCAUGAAGUUGCUGGCGCCGAAUGAAACGGACCCGGCAGAGCCAGUAGACGAAGUGACCGUGACAGUCCCGAUACUUCCGCACCUGCUCCAAGAUGCAAAGCCGCCAGUCACACUCAAUCUGGACAACCUGAAGGACACGGACGAAGUUGAAUACAAGUACGAUUCAGCCAAAAACAUACACACAUUUAAAGGCAAAGGAUCAGUAACAUUUAAAGACGCCGUGCAAGCCGGCACCGUUGUGUGGAAGCACGAAAAGGGGGAUUAUCCGAACGAGCUGCGCAUACUAACAGAUCUCACAGGUAAGCCGUCAAUAGAGUUCGGCUUCCCAGCAGCGAAACCCCCAAUUCCGUCCCUGGCGCCACCAACCUCGCAAAAGCCAGAGAUAGCAGAGCCCCCCCCGGACCCGAACGCCAAAAAGUCAGUAGAGCUAGACCUGAUCGAAACGGAAAACACCAACGAGUACACGUACCAGAGGUGCGGAGUCGUGGACAAGUUCAUCCCCAAGGGCAACCACGCGUUCAGAGUAGUGAAGCAUGGAGAGAUGGAAGUGUGGAGAACCAUUGACACGAAUAAAUUUGCAAUCAAGGUCGAGGUGGAUCACAUGUCAGAUGAUUAUAAGUUGUUGGUGCUGUACCUACUUAACAACAGCAGGAGACUGUUUAAGAAGAAGGGCAAGAAAGCAGCUUGGGUCCCUUUCGACAUCAACACAUUAAAGGGAUCCACGCUGAACGUAGCCAACACGAGCGGAUCUAACUACCACGUGGCAAAAGACGGAUUCUUUAGAACAUACAACGCAAAGGAAGGACAGGAGUUCAUUAAGGUCGUCGAGAAUAAUAUUAGUAUCUGGGAAGCCAAUGACGUUAUUGAAUACGCAAACAAAGUGGAACUCGACGCAUCGUCGGAUAACAUGGUAGCCACGAUCUAUUCAUACCUAGACAAGGUCAGAGUAUACGAGAAGUCUGUCUUGAAUAACCCAUGGGUAAGAAUUGACUUAACAAAGCCAAAUCCGGAGCCAAUAAACAUCAAUUACGAACACAAUAGUUACUUCUACUACAACGAUAAGGUGGCAUCAAUAAGGACAUUCCUUGCUAAGCACGGAUUUGUCUUUAAAACAGUCACAGAGUUUGACAAAGGCAAGAAAACAGUCAUAUGGCAAGCGAAAAAUGAGAGUGACUAUGCAUAUAAGGUGGAAGUGGAUACAAUGACUGAUAGUAAAGUAGUAACAAUACACGUUGAAAAGAAACCGCCUAAGAUAUUUGAGAAGAUUAAGAACGGGCCCUGGAACGCAUUGGACAUAAGUCAGCCUAUUCCGAAGUCAAUUAACUUAUUAUACAAACAUGACACAUACACUUGCACAUACAAGUACGACAACGGUCUUAAUACCUAUGAACCCAAGGAGGGAUUCCUAUUCAACGGAGUCAGAGAGGAAAAAAAUAACGUAUGGACGACGUCGAGGGCUAACGAAUAUGCAUUUAAGGUAGAAUAUGCGAAGCCGGAUUACGGAAAGAUAUUCGUAUCAGUUCACAUGUCAAACGACUACACGAAGAUGUACAUUAAGGACAAAGAAAAUGAUCCCUGGACCGAUAUCGAUACCACUAAAGUCAAUCCAAGGUCCCUGAACAUUGAGCUUGACUACGACCAGUACUACUUUAACACGAAGGUUGUUAACAACAUCAGGAAGUUUAUAUGCAGGGACGGCUUUGAGUUCUAUAAGGUGAAGGAAGGAGACCGCGACUUGUGGAAAACGGAAAACCCAGACGACUACAGUUACAAGGUGGAAAUGGAUCUUAUCAACAACGACGCGAAAGCAAUUACGAUCUACCAAGAUAAGAACAGGACGAAGGUGUUUAGAAAGGCAGCAGCCAGGGAACCAUGGACUGAGAUAGAUACCACCAUGGUAAACCCGCGCUCAGUAAACAUCAAUUACCUCACCGACAGCUACUUCUUCAGAAACAGAGUGGACAACAACGUGAGAACAUUUACGCCGAGAACAGGAUUCAUCUUUAAGUCGGCCAACGAAUUCCUCAAUGACAAAAAGGUGGAGUUCUGGACGGCGAUGAAUGAAAAGGAGUACGCGAACAAGGUGGAGGUGAUAGACUUCUUCACAGACCAGAUGUUUGAAGUGACGAUAUACCAGAUAGACCGUGUCAGGAAGUUCGUGAAGGACUCAAAAACGGCUUGGAAGGAGCUGAACCUGCGCGAUAAGAACCCUGUACCCGUAGACAUCAUGUACCACAGAGAAUCUUACAAGUUCUUCAACAGGCUAGAAAACUUCCUUAGAACCUUUACGGCGAAGCAAUCAUUCCUCUUCAACAACGUGAAAGAAAGCGAUAAAGACAUAUGGAGGACAGAGAAGCCGGGCGAGUACGCAAACAAGGUCGAGUUCGGAGUUCCGCCGGUCGGCCUUGCCUACGUGACAAUAUAUUUGGAAGACGAGUCCACCAGACUGUACACGAAGGAUGAACCGAACAAGCCAUGGCAAUCAGUGGAUCUGACGCAACUCAUUCCAAAGUCCAUCGACAUCAGCCUCGAAUACAGCAUUUACUACUGCUCGUAUAAGCUCGAGAAUAACAUCGUGAAACUCAUCGCCAAGGACGGUUUCGAGUUCUACAAGGUCAAAGAGUACAAUAAUGAAAUUUGGAAAACGGAUGACCCGAAGCAGUACGGUUACAAGGUGGAAGUGGACCUGAUCAACAACGACAGCAAGGCGAUCACCAUCUACCAAGACAACAAGACGCUUGUAUUCAGGAAGAACGGCGCCAGGGAACCCUGGACUGAAAUUGACACGACAAUGAUCAAUCCACGCUCCGUCAACAUCAACUACCCGAACGACAGCUACUUCUUCAGAAACAGAGUGGACAACAACGUGAGGACAUUCAGCGCGAGGGCCGGAUUCUUGUUCAAAUCUGUCAACGAGUACGUCAACGACCAGAAAGUUGAAUUCUGGGCCGCUGCAACCGAUAAAGAGUUCGCCACGAAGGUGGUAAUUGAGGCUGAGCGAAAGGUGACCAUUCACCUGAGGGACGGAGUGAGUAAGAGGGUGUUUAAGAAGGGCAGCAACAACAUGUGGACGGAAUCCUCUUAG
This is a messenger RNA of Theileria orientalis strain Shintoku, 5079 nucleotides long. RefSeq lists its product as uncharacterized. NCBI's taxonomy places the organism in Eukaryota, Apicomplexa, Aconoidasida, Piroplasmida, Theileriidae. Bases 1 to 5079 code for a protein of 1692 amino acids. The record is from RefSeq and is a predicted model, not a curated record. The transcript is spliced from 2 exons.